AGUAUUUCCAAUUGUCGCUAAUUAUCCCCAUUUACAUUUCACAAUGAACCUUUCCAGGAUUUGGCUUUCGCUCCCGCAUGAUAUGACGGAAGAGAUAUUCUCCCACACCGUCGACACCCACUUCUUCGCCGACCCAGCCUACACCUGGACACAGCUCCGCCGGCUCUCGGCACACCAGAAACGCGUAAUCGAGCGCCGCUUCCGGGAGUACUGGCUUCCCAAGUUGACCAUCACCGUCUAUGCUGGCUCCUCCCGCAGAUACGAUUAUGCUUUCGCCGAAACUCCCACCACCCCCGAGAGCGCGGAUCGUGACAGCGUCAUGUUUGUCCUACAGACGCAGAUCCAAACCCCACUCAUAGGUCUCAAUCAGGACUUGAACGUGGCCAAGAAGCAUCUAAAGAAGGCCUGGCAUAUGUACGACCCAGCAACGUACAGGAAUAUCACGGUACGGCUGGGCGAGGGGGUCCUCAGCGGCGGUUGCCGAGGCGGAUACACCCUCAACGACACCCACCUGCCCGGCUUGAAAUUGCUAAAGUCCGGGAAUAUUCGGUUCAACUGGAAGGAGGCGAUCAGCGAGCUACUUCGUGAGGAGAUGCACAUGCGCACGGCGGGAAAAGAAAUGUUUGGCGACGCUUGCUCCAAGUGGCUCGCCGGGCAUUCCGAGGUCCUGCAGUUCCCGCCCCUGGAAGUCCAGCUCGGACCCUGGCGCUGCCACGUUCAACCAGCCCGCCGCGUUGCGGCCUUCAAGGACCGGGUGGAAAAGUCCCGCGGAACAGGCCGGCCGAUACAACUAAAGUUCCGCGGCCGGUCGAAGUGGUUGCAUAAGCAGGAGCCGGAUGAUGACGAUGAGAUCUUCGACCAUCGUUUGGGGUUCUUUGCUCUUUGUCGACGGCAACCGCCCGACAUAUUCGAGGUGGCGGAGGUUGAGGAGUCGGUGGUGCCGAUGAUGGAGGUCUCUCAGACCUGGGUUCGGCAGCAACUCCGUGGCGGUAAAGUCACCCCUGACGGGAGCGGGAUCGCCAAGGGCCACGAAAUUGCUGAUUUAUAUCGCAAAGAGUGUGCCUGGCGCAUCUGGAUCGGAGAGUCGCUUCCACUAUCACCAAAGGAAGGGCCCCCGAAGGAGCUAAUCCCCGACGAGGACGAGCGUGGAUUGGAGCUCGUGCUAGGCGACGAGAAAAUUAGAUGGGUCAAGUAUUUUGGGUAG
Molecule: messenger RNA, 1204 nt
Organism: Chaetomium fimeti
Lineage: Eukaryota; Fungi; Ascomycota; Sordariomycetes; Sordariales; Chaetomiaceae
Exons: 2
Coding region: 44-1204 (386 amino acids)
Source: RefSeq, a predicted model, not a curated record